Caenorhabditis briggsae is the source of this 1191-nucleotide messenger RNA. Gene Ontology annotation, biological process: regulation of DNA-templated transcription. The coding region runs from base 1 to 1191 and encodes 396 amino acids. NCBI's taxonomy places the organism in Eukaryota, Metazoa, Nematoda, Chromadorea, Rhabditida, Rhabditidae. Gene Ontology annotation, molecular function: sequence-specific DNA binding; zinc ion binding; DNA-binding transcription factor activity. The record is from RefSeq and is a predicted model, not a curated record. The transcript has 6 exons.
AUGAUAACCAAUUCGGAACGACCCCAAAUUUGUGAAAUCUGUCAUAACAAAGCGUUUGGGUACAAUUAUGAUGUCGUUUCGUGCAAUGCGUGCAAAAUGUUCUUUAGAAGAUCAAACACCGAAGGAGUGGACGAAAAAUGUAAAAAGGGAGGAAAAUGUUAUGAUGAUUUGAAAUAUGAUUUGAAAAAAGAGGACCGUCCACGAUGCCGAGCAUGUCGUUAUAAAAAAUGCGUGGCACUAGGAAUGCGUCAGCACAAAUCGACUGAUUCCGAAUCCGUCACAUCACCAGCAGCUCCAGCUUCUAUUCCGUCGCCAACUUCUGAAAAAUCUAUUGAACUGGCUGUAGUUCAAAAACCAAUUGUCACUCAAGCCCAUGUGGAUUCUACACUUUUUCAACAAAUGACUGCUUUGCAUAAAACCCGGAAAGAAGUUUAUUUGACAAUCAAUAUUUGCGAAGAUCCCAGUUUUUUGGAUCUUGUUCUAGAAGGUUCCAACCUGUCAAAAUAUCGAAGACCGCAACCGAUCGAAUGGGAGAAAACCGAGCGAAAAUUGAAACCUUGGGGUUCCUUGGGAGUUCUACUCAUUGUAGAAAUCAUAAAAGCAAUGCCCUUCUACGAAAAACUGUUACUUUCUGAUAGAGUGAUUUUGUUGAAAAACGUCGCAUUCAAAAGUCAUCAUCUGGCAAUUGCAUUUGACUCUUUCAUGGCCAAAAAAGGACGAGUGAUUGCUCCAAACGGCGAAGAAAUGUUCCCAUCGGCAUUAUUUGAAAUUGAAGAAUGCAAUGAGAUUAUAAUGGACCUUCUGGAGUCACCAAUGCAACCGAUUUUAGAAUUGAACCUGACAGAGAAUGAGUAUUUAUUGCUGAAUAUGAUCAUGAUUUGUGAUCCGGCAUUUUCCGGACUCUCUCCAUCCGGUCGUGAGAUCCUAUCCGACGAGCAAAGAGCCUAUGCGAGAAUACUCUUUCAAAUUUGUAUGACCACUGAUCCAAGGAAAGGACCGGCAAGAUAUGGACAAAUUUUGGCCAUUAUGGACAAGUUGGAACGACAGAAAGAAGUCACAAAUAAAGUCGUGCAUGCGAUGAGGAGAUGUUGGAAACCGGAUUUUUAUUUUGCUGGGGUAUUGAUCGAAGCCUGUCAUCUGGACUAUAAUCGACCGCCUCGUGUGAAAAUGGAAAUUAAGGAUGAGCAAUGA